AUGGCCAAGUGGCUACGGGACUACCUUAGCUUUGGCGGUCGGAGGCCCCCUCCGCAGCCGCCCACCCCUGACUACACCGAGAGCGACAUCCUGAGGGCCUACCGCGCGCAAAAGAAUCUGGAUUUUGAAGACCCCUAUGAGGACUCUGAAAGCCGCCUGGAGCCUGACCCCGUGGGCCCCGGAGACUGCAAGGGCCCUGGAGGUGAUACCAAGUACGACUCUCCGAAACAUCGGCUCAUCAAGGUGGAGGCAGCGGACAUGGCCAGAGCCAAGGCCUUGCUGGGCAGCCCCGGGGAGGAGGUGGAAGUUGACACUGAGUAUUCAGACCCCUUCGAUGCCCAGCCUUAUUGUCCACCCCCAGAUGAUGGUUAUAUGGAGCCCUAUGAUGCCCAGCAGGUCAUGAGUGAACUGCCAUUCAGAGGGGUGCAGCUGUAUGAUACCCCUUAUGAAGAGCAGGACCAAGAGGCAGAGGAUGAGCCCCCUUCCGGACAGAGGCCUCGACAGAGCCGGCUGCCCCAGGAGGAUGAACGACCAGCAGAUGAGUAUGACCAGCCAUGGGAGUGGAAGAAAGACCACAUCUCCAGGGCAUUUGCAGUGCAGUUUGACAGUCCCGAGUGGGAAAGGACCUCAGCCUCAGCCAAGGAGCUUCGGAGACCCCCACCCAGGAGCUCCCAACCCGCAGAGCGUGUGGACCCGACCCUGCCCCUGGAGAAACAACCGUGGUUUCACGGCCUGCUGAACCGGGCAGAUGCUGAGAACCUUCUAUCGCUCUGCAAGGAAGGCAGCUAUCUCGUGCGGCUGAGUGAGACCAGUCCCCAAGACUGCUCCCUGUCCCUGAGGAGCAGUCAGGGCUUCCUGCAUCUGAAGUUCAUGUGGACCAGAGAGAACCAGGUGGUGCUAGGCCAGCACAGUGGGCCCUUUGCCAGUGUGCCUGAGCUGGUCCUACAUUACAGCUCUCGCCCACUGCCAGUGCAGGGUGCUGAACACUUGGCCCUGCUAUACCCAGUCAUUGUGCAGACCCCCGAUGGGUACCCUCUGCCAACUUCUGGGCUCUAA
Messenger RNA from Otolemur garnettii (small-eared galago), 1056 nucleotides. RefSeq names its product Src homology 2 domain containing transforming protein D (gene SHD). The transcript is spliced from 6 exons. The record is from RefSeq and is a predicted model, not a curated record. Gene Ontology annotation, molecular function: phosphotyrosine residue binding. Bases 1 to 1056 code for a protein of 351 amino acids. Lineage: Eukaryota; Metazoa; Chordata; Mammalia; Primates; Galagidae.